Penicillium malachiteum is the source of this 240-nucleotide messenger RNA. RefSeq lists its product as uncharacterized. The coding region runs from base 1 to 240 and encodes 79 amino acids. The record is from RefSeq and is a predicted model, not a curated record. The transcript is spliced from 2 exons. Lineage: Eukaryota; Fungi; Ascomycota; Eurotiomycetes; Eurotiales; Aspergillaceae.
AUGUUUGAGUUUCAAUCUCAUUUGCUCACUCUGGGAAAGCUUGUAUGCAAUGAGCAAGCCGCUCUCGCAGGAGGGUGCUACAAGGGCUACCUAGACAAGGACUGCACAUGUCCUAGUGUCCCGUACCUGGAUGCGCUGAAACGAUGCCUCAAAGCUGCCUGCCCUUACUCUGACUGGGAAAGUAAGUUAAAGGUUCACGUCAAAAUUCUUGCAAUUAUACAGCUUGCUGACAUUGGCUGA